Molecule: messenger RNA, 2673 nt
Organism: Drosophila willistoni
Lineage: Eukaryota; Metazoa; Arthropoda; Insecta; Diptera; Drosophilidae
Gene: pasilla
Product: RNA-binding protein Pasilla
Exons: 6
Coding region: 76-2580 (834 amino acids)
Biological process (GO): mRNA splicing, via spliceosome; regulation of alternative mRNA splicing, via spliceosome
Cellular component (GO): cytoplasm; nucleus
Molecular function (GO): mRNA binding
Source: RefSeq, a predicted model, not a curated record
AGAACAUUUAUUAAAAAACAAAAAAAACGUUUAGUGAAUUCCGUCGAUAAAUUAAACGAAGAAGAAGACUGAAGAAUGCAAACAAUGGAUAGUAUUAUGAAAGCGGCCAUGGAAAGGGCCGUACAGCAGGCAAUGCAGCAUAUAGAUAUUGAUUUCUAUGUGUCAGCAAAUCAGACAGAACAGCAAUAUCAACAAGAACUACAGCCAUCAUUAUCACAGCAACUAAGAGACCAACAAGAGCAGCAACAUCAACAUUUGCAUCAGCAACAUCUUCAACAACAACAACAACAACAAGAACAGCAACAACAGCAACAACAACAUUACGCAUUCAGAUAUCAACAAUCAGCAACGCCCACCACACAUAUGCAGCAAUUAGCUUAUAACUAUCAGCCUAGACAUUCCACAACUACCACGACCACGUCGUCGCCAUUAUCAACACAUUCGCUGAACAGCAUCAAUAGCAACAGCAGCGGCGGCAGCAACAGCAGCAGCGGCAGCAGCAGCAGCAACAGCAGCAGCAAAAGCAAUAGCAGUGCCGAUUUCUCAUUAGCCCUGCAUAGCUAUAAUCCAGAUGAGCAAUUAAUUGCCCAAAAUCAACUUAAUCUAAAUGAAUUUCAACAUUAUCAUCAGAUGGAACUGGAAUUGCAUCAUCAAAUGGAUUCACCAAUCAGUCAGAAUGGCUCCUCGCCGCCUUGUGGUGGUGCCCAUACACCGACUUCAAUAAUUCCAGCAGCUGCGACAUCAGUUUCAGCAGCAUCGCCGACGGCCACAGCAACGGCAACGGCAAUGGCAUUGGCAAUGGCCAAGGCAGCAGCAGUGGCAGCGGCGCAAGCAGCAGCAUCAACUACACCAACAACAGCAGCGACAACUGCACAACAACAAUUGCCAUUGCCAACAAUAGUUAACCAUGUGGCCAGUGACUAUAAGACUGCCUCCUCCUCAUCAUCCUGUUGGUGUUACGGUGAGUCAGUUUGUUCUGGAAUUGAGGUUGAAAUUGAAAAUAAUAACAAUAAUCAUAUUCAUCAUGGCGAUUCUACGUAUCACAUGAAGAUUCUGGUGCCGGCGGUGGCCUCUGGGGCCAUCAUUGGCAAAGGUGGCGAGACGAUCGCCUCUCUGCAAAAGGAUACAGGUGCUAGGGUUAAGAUGUCCAAGUCUCAUGACUUUUAUCCAGGCACUACUGAGCGCGUUUGCCUGAUCACUGGCUCCACGGAAGGCAUCAUGACCGUGCUGGACUUUAUCAUGGAUAAAAUACGCGAAAAGCCAGAUCUAACCACUAAGAUCAUUGAUGCCGAGUCCAAACAGACACAGGAGCGGGAUAAGCAAGUGAAAAUAUUGGUGCCCAAUUCCACGGCCGGCAUGAUCAUCGGCAAGGGCGGUGCCUUUAUUAAACAGAUCAAGGAAGAGAGCGGCUCCUAUGUGCAGAUCUCGCAAAAGCCCAAGGAUGUCUCGCUGCAGGAGCGUUGCAUCACAAUCAUUGGCGACAAGGAGAACAAUAAAAAUGCCUGCAAAAUGAUUCUGUCAAAGAUUGUGGAAGAUCCACAAUCGGGCACCUGCUUAAAUGUCUCAUAUGCCGAUGUUAGUGGGCCGGUAGCCAAUUUCAAUCCAACCGGUUCCCCCUAUGCCACCAAUCAGAAUGCCAUCAAUUCGAGCACAGCCUCGUUAAAUGCCUCGCUUAACUCCACGUUGGGUACAUCGAUUGGCGGCGCUGGCUCCGCAUCCAGUGUCCUAGUCAAUGGUACUGGCAUCAAUUUGUCCCUCAAUCUGGGUGCUCCGAAUCCUGCGCCCAAUCUAGCAGUUGCCACACAAUUGCUCGAGCAUAUUAAGGUUGCCAUGCGCGGUUCUGGCUAUUCAGAGUCCGCCACCAAUGAAGUCUGCGCCGCUUUGGGUGUUCUGGCCAAGUAUGGAGUCCUUGGAAUUGGAGUUGGCGUGCCACAUGCCAAUGGUGCACACACCACACUGGGCAAUUAUUUGGGCGUAACGACGCUGGAACAGCAGACAGCUGCUGCUGCAACAGCGGCCACCGCUGGCAAUGUCUUCGGUGCUGUUGGCCAGGUCAAUUUGGAGCAAUACGCUGCCGCGGCAGCUGCUGCAGCAGCAGCCGGUCGGCCAACACAGUCACAAUUGGAAGCGGCUGCUGUUCAAUUCGAUCCAUUCCGACAUUUGGGCACAGCCUCGGCGGCUGCAUCGGCCACCACGCCCGUCUCCCUGAAUAACAAUAGCUUUGGCCUAACGGCUGCCACUGGCACGGCCACAACUGCGCAACUGGGCGGUCUAAGCAAAAGCCCAACACCAGGAGAUCUAGGUGCCAAGGAUUCAAAAUGCGUUGAGGUGCCUGAAGUGAUCAUCGGCGCAGUUCUAGGUCCAAAUGGUCGUAGUUUAGUUGAAAUUCAACAUGUUUCUGGCGCAAAUGUGCAAAUUUCGAAAAAGGGCAUUUUCGCACCUGGCACUAGAAAUCGCAUUGUAACCAUAACUGGUCACCCGAGUGCCAUUGCCAAAGCGCAAUGUCUAAUUGAACAGAAAAUCAACGAGGAGGAGACAAAGAGGGCGCGACAAAUUCCAUUAACCACUGUUGUGAAUUAAUAAUAAUAAUAAUAAUCAUGAUAAGAAUAUAUCCCAUGAUAUAUAACAACACAUUAAUAAUAUAAUACAACAACAGCAACAACAAAAACAAUG